This is a messenger RNA of Sphenostylis stenocarpa, 648 nucleotides long. Lineage: Eukaryota; Viridiplantae; Streptophyta; Magnoliopsida; Fabales; Fabaceae. The record is from the annotation of a GenBank genome assembly.
AUGUCCAAAGUCUAUGACCAGUGGGUUUCCAUGGCCAUGGCCGAUGAUACUCUCGUUGCCCACCAGUUACUCCUUUUCCGUCACCGUCAUCAGUCAUCCGUCAACCCCUGGACCUGCCGUCAGCGCCGUACCACCAGGUACCUCGUCCGCACCAGCCCCAGCCCCGCCACCCCCCUCACCCGGACGGCCGUCACCUCUCGUGACGGUUCCGAAGGCUCGACUCAUCCAACGGCACCAAUGCGUUCCUCAGAAUCUAAGCCUGUGGAUAAAAGUGCAACUUCAGCUGAUAAGACUAAGAAUACAUCCUCAAAGAAGAAAAGGAUGGAGUUGUUGUCACGACUGGCCUUGGAAACGGGACAAGCUGUUAAUGUCCAACCAAAACCUAAACCUUUGGAGGCUGAAUACAGUCCAUCAGACAUAGCCCCUGCACAAGAUCAGAUGCAUGAGAACCAAUCACCUGCUUCUGAAGCAGCAUCUGUCAGUGAGGCAGCAACUGAGAUCAAAGAACCUGUCAGUGAAGCAGCAACAACUGCUCCUUCCAACGAACGAAAGAGUGGUGGCCAGCAACCUAGAAUAUUCUUACCCGAUCUGAAUGAAGCUCCCAUGGAUCCUCUGAGUGUAAGUCUUCAGCCAAGGGAUGAAACUUAA